Pieris macdunnoughi is the source of this 237-nucleotide messenger RNA. The record is from the annotation of a GenBank genome assembly. Lineage: Eukaryota; Metazoa; Arthropoda; Insecta; Lepidoptera; Pieridae.
AUGGAAAACAUGAAAUAUCGCGUUAUUUUCGAGUACGAGUUCCACCGUGGCACCAGUGCUGCAGAAACGGCUCGAAGGAUUAAUGAUGUGUAUUGUAUGGCGGCGGUGUCACAAAAGAAAAACAGCUAUCGUCCAUCGCAAACUACGUCUGAGUUAGCUGCAGGCUGCGGUGUUAGUGAUAAAACUGUAAUAAUCCACUUGAAGCAAAUUGGGAAGGUGAAAAAGCUUGAAAGGUGA